AGUAGGAGUGAUACCUCCAGACCGCAGCUCUCAGUAUUGGGUUCGACGGCCGGAAGCGGGUGAGUGUGGCGACUGUGACCCGCUGUAGAAGCCUGAUCGCCCUUCGUGCCUCCGCUUCGAGGAACCAUGGCGGCGGGUGUGGCCGCGUGGCUGCCCUUUGCUAGGGCAGCAGCCAUUGGCUGGAUGCCCGUGGCCUCGGGGCCCAUGCCGGCUCCCCCAAGGCAGGAGAGAAAAAGGACCCAAGAUGCCCUGAUUGUGCUCAAUGUGAGUGGCACUCGUUUCCAGACGUGGCAGGACACCCUGGAACGCUACCCGGACACUCUGCUGGGCAGUUCGGAGAGGGACUUUUUCUACCACCCGGAAACUCAGCAGUACUUUUUUGACCGUGACCCAGACAUCUUCCGCCAUAUCUUGAAUUUCUACCGCACCGGGAAGCUGCACUACCCUCGCCAUGAGUGCAUCUCUGCGUAUGAUGAGGAACUGGCCUUCUUUGGCCUCAUCCCGGAGAUUAUCGGGGACUGCUGUUACGAGGAGUACAAGGAUCGCAGGCGGGAGAACGCGGAGCGUCUGCAGGACGACGCCGAUACCGACAACACGGGAGAGAGCGCGCUGCCCACCAUGACCGCCCGGCAGAGGGUGUGGCGGGCGUUUGAGAACCCCCACACCAGCACGAUGGCCCUGGUGUUCUACUACGUGACAGGCUUCUUCAUUGCCGUCUCAGUCAUCGCUAACGUGGUAGAGACAGUGCCCUGCGGCUCUAGUCCCGGGCACAUCAAAGAACUGCCUUGUGGGGAGCGGUAUGCGGUGGCCUUCUUUUGCUUGGAUACAGCCUGCGUCAUGAUCUUCACAGUUGAGUACUUGCUUCGCCUGGCCGCGGCACCCAGUCGUUACCGUUUUGUGCGUAGUGUCAUGAGCAUCAUCGACGUGGUGGCCAUCCUGCCUUACUACAUUGGGCUGGUGAUGACAGACAAUGAGGAUGUCAGCGGAGCCUUUGUCACGCUCCGGGUCUUCCGGGUCUUCCGGAUCUUUAAGUUUUCCCGCCACUCUCAAGGCCUGCGCAUCCUGGGGUACACUCUGAAGAGCUGUGCCUCAGAAUUGGGCUUCUUGCUCUUCUCGCUCACCAUGGCUAUCAUCAUUUUUGCUACAGUCAUGUUCUACGCAGAGAAGGGGUCUUCGGCCAGCAAGUUCACCAGCAUCCCUGCUGCCUUCUGGUAUACCAUCGUCACCAUGACAACACUAGGGUAUGGUGACAUGGUACCAAAAACCAUAGCAGGGAAGAUAUUUGGUUCCAUCUGUUCACUGAGUGGGGUCUUGGUCAUUGCUCUACCUGUUCCAGUGAUCGUAUCUAACUUCAGUCGGAUCUACCACCAAAAUCAACGAGCAGACAAACGGAGAGCACAGAAGAAAGCCAGACUCGCCAGGAUCCGGGCAGCCAAAAGCGGAAGUGCCAAUGCUUACAUGCAGAGCAAACGGAAUGGCUUACUCAGUAAUCAACUACAGGUACAGUCAAAGGAUGAGCAGACCUUCAUGAGCAAAUCCGGCUCCAGCUUUGAAACCCAGCACCACCACCUGCUUCACUGUCUGGAAAAAACCACGAAUCACGAGUUUGUGGAUGAGCAAGUCUUUGAAGAAAGCUGCAUGGAAGUUGCAACUGGAAACCGUCCUUCAAGUCACAGCCCUUCUCUCUCGUCACAACAAGGAGUCACCAGCACUUGCUGUUCACGACGACACAAAAAAACCUUCCGCAUCCCUAAUGCCAAUGUAUCAGGAAGCCACCGAGGCAGUGUGCAGGAACUCAGUACGAUCCAGAUCAGAUGUGUGGAGAGAACCCCGCUGUCUAACAGCCGAUCCAGUUUAAAUGCCAAAAUGGAAGAGUGUGUUAAACUAAACUGUGAACAACCUUAUGUGACUACAGCAAUAAUAAGCAUCCCAACACCUCCAGUAACCACCCCCGAAGGAGAUGACAGGCCAGAAUCUCCUGAGUACUCAGGAGGAAAUAUUGUCAGAGUAUCUGCUUUGUAAGACAAUUGGAACCAGGUCUAAGAGAAUUUGAGCUCUGGCUGUGGAAAGAAUUCCAAUGUGGAAGAAAGAAGAAACAAUAAACCUUUUGCAGAUGAAAACAGCAAGGCAAGAAGGUUGGCAGUGAAAUAAAAACAAAGCUUCCAAACUUGAGGAUGGAAAUAAAACCACCAAAUGGCAUUUCUAGACAGAGUCUGACCUGUUCUACAGAGAAGUAGUCUGUGACCCUUUGACUUUGUGAUUGAGCACAAUGAAAUGCCGCCUAGCGAUGCUUCUUAUGAUCUGAACUCUUUUUUAAUAAAAUAAAUAAAAUAAAU
Messenger RNA from Panthera uncia (snow leopard), 2336 nucleotides. It is a transcript of the gene KCND2, whose product is annotated as potassium voltage-gated channel subfamily D member 2. Gene Ontology annotation, cellular component: membrane; voltage-gated potassium channel complex. The record is from RefSeq and is a predicted model, not a curated record. Gene Ontology annotation, biological process: potassium ion transmembrane transport; protein homooligomerization. Bases 127 to 2022 code for a protein of 631 amino acids. Gene Ontology annotation, molecular function: A-type (transient outward) potassium channel activity; protein binding; voltage-gated monoatomic ion channel activity involved in regulation of postsynaptic membrane potential. The transcript has 6 exons. NCBI's taxonomy places the organism in Eukaryota, Metazoa, Chordata, Mammalia, Carnivora, Felidae.